This is a messenger RNA of Humulus lupulus (European hop), 1725 nucleotides long. RefSeq names its product tubulin alpha-3 chain. NCBI's taxonomy places the organism in Eukaryota, Viridiplantae, Streptophyta, Magnoliopsida, Rosales, Cannabaceae. The transcript has 5 exons. Gene Ontology annotation, cellular component: cytoplasm; microtubule. The coding region runs from base 146 to 1495 and encodes 449 amino acids. Gene Ontology annotation, molecular function: GTP binding; structural constituent of cytoskeleton. The record is from RefSeq and is a predicted model, not a curated record. Gene Ontology annotation, biological process: mitotic cell cycle; microtubule cytoskeleton organization.
UCAUUUUUUCUCAACAAUUUUCCUUCUUUCUCUUUCGCCAAGAAAACCACCACCACUACUACCUCCGCCAUUCCCCGCCACCACUCCCAGUCCCAGAUAUUUUCCUUCUGAUCAAGCACGCGUAGACCCAUUGCACUGACGAAUCAUGAGAGAAAUUAUAAGCAUUCAUAUAGGUCAGGCUGGAAUUCAGGUUGGAAAUUCAUGCUGGGAGCUCUAUUGUCUUGAGCAUGGCAUCCACCCUGAUGGUAUGAUGCCAAGUGACAAUACAGUUGGUGUUGCCCAUGAUGCCUUCAACACCUUCUUCAGUGAGACAAGUUCAGGCAAGCAUGUGCCUAGAGCUAUCUUUGUUGACUUGGAACCCACCGUUAUCGACGAGGUUAGAACCGGCGAGUACCGCCAGCUAUUCCACCCUGAGCAACUCAUUUCUGGGAAGGAGGAUGCUGCUAACAAUUUCGCAAGAGGACAUUAUACAGUUGGGAAGGAAAUUGUAGAUCUCUGCCUUGACCGAGUAAGGAAAUUGGCUGAUAACUGCACUGGAUUGCAAGGGUUUUUGGUGUUCAGCGCUGUUGGUGGUGGUACUGGCUCUGGUUUGGGAUCUUUGUUGUUAGAACGCUUGUCUGUAGAUUAUGGAAAGAAGUCAAAGCUUGGCUUCACUAUCUAUCCUUCACCCCAGGUUUCGACGGCAGUUGUGGAACCUUACAACAGUGUUCUAUCUACACACUCCCUUCUUGAACACACAGAUGUGGCUGUGUUGUUGGACAAUGAAGCUAUCUAUGACAUCUGCAGGAGAUCCCUAGACAUUGAGAGGCCAACAUACACAAAUUUGAACCGUUUGAUAUCACAAAUCAUAUCCUCAUUGACAACCUCGUUGAGGUUUGAUGGAGCCAUUAACGUUGACAUCACAGAGUUCCAGACUAACCUCGUGCCAUACCCCCGAAUUCAUUUCAUGCUUUCUUCAUAUGCCCCUGUUAUCUCAGCUGAGAAAGCAUACCAUGAACAGCUAUCUGUACCUGAGAUCACAAAUGCAGUGUUUGAGCCAUCGAGCAUGAUGGCGAAGUGUGACCCUAGACAUGGAAAAUACAUGGCCUGCUGUCUGAUGUACAGGGGAGAUGUUGUUCCUAAGGAUGUAAAUGCCGCCGUUGCUACUAUCAAAACCAAAAGGACUGUGCAAUUUGUUGACUGGUGCCCAACUGGCUUUAAAUGCGGUAUAAACUACCAGCCUCCAACAGUUGUGCCGGGCGGUGAUCUUGCCAAAGUGCAACGAGCUGUUUGCAUGAUCAGCAACAACACAGCCGUGGCUGAGGUCUUCUCGCGUAUUGACCACAAGUUCGAUCUCAUGUACGCCAAGAGGGCAUUCGUCCACUGGUACGUCGGUGAAGGUAUGGAGGAAGGUGAGUUCUCGGAAGCCCGUGAAGACCUUGCGGCCCUCGAGAAAGAUUACGAGGAAGUUGGUGCUGAAGGAGCCGACGAUGAAGAGGAAAAUGAAGACUACUGAUGAUGAUGUUAUGCAAGGGCGUUUUAUCUUGAUAUUUUUGUAUAUCAUGGCGAUUUGCUUCUUCUUCACUACCUCCUAUAUUUCGCUUUUGCAAGUGUUUUGUCUGUAUUGAGCUGUACGAUCAAAUUUUAAUCUGUCUUUAAUGCCAUGGAAUUGUAAGAAUUUAUGUACUUAUGCCAUCAAUCACAUGUGUUCUUUUUUUGAUAUUAAUGAAAUGAUUCUUUUCUGAA